AUGGGAGCAAGGAGGCUGAAAAGAGAUCUUGAAGUUCUUCUUGGGGACUACAUCGGGCAGAGAAUUAGAGAGAAGUCAUUUGAUCCAAAGGGGAAGGGGACCGCCACAAUGCUGGAUGACCUGGCCCAUUAUGAUCUUGCAAUUAGUGUUGCUCUUUGGUGGCUGAAUAAAGAAGAGGGGCGGUAUGUGUUUGACAGAGACAUUUUUGGAGCUACAACUGCUGCCCAUUAUCCAAAUCACUUGGAAAGAGAAGCUAUGAUCCUAUCAUCCUUUGCCGGCAUGAUUAUGAAUAAGCUGCCAGUUGAAGAAAUUCUGGCUCUAUACAAAUGUAAACCCGCUGCUACUUACUCCAAUGAGCAUUCAAAGGCAGCAAUUGUUUACCCUUUUACAUUGUCGUACCAUCCAUUUGCUAUGCUCUCCUCUUACAAGGCUGUACACCAUUCGAAGAAGCAGAAUGACAAGUUGAAACGAUGGCUGUCUGAGAAGGCCAAGGCUAAUGCUCUUCCAACUCGGCCAUCAUCUUCUUCCUCAUCAUCUCAGUCAUUCCUAAGUGACACCAGUGAGUACCACGAAGAAAGGACUGAAAAUUAUGAAGGGUCACAAGAAUCUCUUCAGGACUGA
Boleophthalmus pectinirostris (great blue-spotted mudskipper) is the source of this 621-nucleotide messenger RNA. RefSeq lists its product as uncharacterized. Lineage: Eukaryota; Metazoa; Chordata; Actinopteri; Gobiiformes; Gobiidae. Bases 1 to 621 code for a protein of 206 amino acids. The transcript is spliced from 8 exons. The record is from RefSeq and is a predicted model, not a curated record.